Messenger RNA from Cotesia congregata, 1176 nucleotides. Lineage: Eukaryota; Metazoa; Arthropoda; Insecta; Hymenoptera; Braconidae. The record is from the annotation of a GenBank genome assembly.
AUGACGGAUGAAUCAAAUGGAGAAUCAACGUUUGAAUUCGUCGAAAAACGAGUUGAGGAUGUAUCAAUAUCUGGCGAAACAACUAAAAUUGAUUUAAUCAGCAGUUUAUCGCCAUCUGUAUCGAUAAUAACGCCUUUAAGUGGAUCAUCGUCAGCAGGAAAUCUUUUGUCAAAUGUUGCUCCACCAUCUGCUUUGCCUAGUUUUAUUGCCAAUCAGUCGCCGCCAUUAGAUUCACUGCCAAAAGAAAUUGGACAAAAUGCUGUCAAAGUUGAAAGUACCGAAAAGCCUGAAGAAAUUUCCGGGGAUCUUGGAGUUCAAACAAAACAACCGCAAGCACAAGGUCAACAAACUCCAGCUGAAUCUCAGAAACCGUUAGAAUCUGUGUGCUUAGAGGAGAAUCAAUCACAAGAUAUGGGAAUCGUCGGUGCCUCAUUAUUUUCAUGGGUCAAAGAUAAUGUUGUUAAUAAUAGUAUGCUCAGUAAAGUUGCUGAAAAAGCUAAAAGCAGUGUUAACUCAAUGAUAACUACUUUGGAUCCCCAGAUGCACACAUGGAUUUCAGAUUCAGGUGGUGAUGUUGAAAUUGUUGUGGCAUCUAAUAAGGAAGUCAAAGUCAGCCCUAUUCGUGAAGCUUUUCAAGACGCAUUUGGAAAAGCGACUAUCACAGGUGUAGCGAUUGAUACAUCGGCUAUUCCUGCACAACCAGUUGGCUUUGCUGCUGGAGUUAAUGGAGCAAAACAUCGUAUUAAAUAUGCACGUAAUGCUCUUGAGAUUCCAAAAGACAUUCCAAUUAUUGCAGUGCAAAGUUUUUUGGUGGAAAUUGGUGAAGAUAAAUGGUAUGAAUUAGCGGUUAUACUUCUUGAUGACUCAAAAAAUGACGUUAAUCUGCAAAUGUUUACACAAAUGACACCAGUACCAAGUCAAUUCGUAUCAACUGCUAAAGAAUCUACACCCGAUACUUAUCCACUUAAAACAUUAGGUUUGGCUGUAUCAGUUGGAAGUUUAAUGUCUACCAAUUUACAAGUUAAUUUCAAUGAAUGGCACCAUGCGCUUACUGUUAUUUGUACAUUAAUUGUUCUAUAUAAGAGUGCAAAAAUCCAAAUUGGUUACAAUUUGUCCAAGUAUGAUGCCAAGUCUGGGAGACCGUCUUUCAAUCCCUUCCUUUUUCUCGUAUCCUGA